CUCCGAUUUAACAGCGAAAGGACAGCUUCUCUCACUACACAUGCGCGAACAUUGUCGCACACUUGCUCCGGACGGGCGGCGCGCAUCAGAUCAGCCGACGGUCCUGAGUGACUCCUCUUCGAUUCGCGCCUUUCUUGCCGCCCUCUCCUCAGCCGUCAUCUUCUUGUUCUUCUUCUUGCCGGACUUCUGGUCACCUUUGCUGCCGGGUGUGGCAUCGCCUCGCUGUGCUUGGCUGUCUGCCUCCUCGCUGCUGGUGUCCUCGCUGUCUGUGCUGUCGUCUGUGCUGUCGUCUGUGUCGUCUGUGUUGUCUUGGUCUUUGUCGUUGAAGCGAGGGCCCCUGACGAACUCCUGGCAUUCUGGUGCCUCGGGUCCGCCCGUCUCGGCCUCGCGGGCAUAGUCAGACGGCAGGUCGAUGGGCUGGAAGCCGUCCUUGAUGGAGCCCUUGAUGGCCUUCCCACUGUAGCCGUUGGGGUACAUAUGACCUGAGCCAAGCAACCCACACACAACAGCGACAGGAUUGACGCAGACAGAACCAAACGUAUGUACGCACGCACCUCUGACGAUGACGGUCGUGUCGUCGUAGACGCCGUCGACGGGCAGCAGUGUCUCUCGCCAGAUGGGGAACUUGGUGUGUGGGUGUGUCAUGUGGCGCUUGAAGAGCAGCCGCCCCUCCUCGUCCAGCAGCUCGUACCAGUUCAUGUACUGGGUGCAGUCCUUGUCGGUGCUCGUGUACCGCACCUUCAGCACGUAACCACCCGAAGUCCCGUUCUUGAUACCCAGGUCCAAGAUGUCGGCGUGGGGCGGGCCUUUGUGCUUGCCCUUCUUCUUUCUCAGCACGUUGGCCACAUCGUUGGAGGCGCACUCGGCCUGCUGCACCAACAGGAAAGCGCCAAGGCAAACAGCGGCGAAGAGCUGGGAGCGGGCCAUCUGAUGUUCUCCUGUUAGAAGGUUAGAAGUGCUU
This is a messenger RNA of Vitrella brassicaformis, 961 nucleotides long. Lineage: Eukaryota; Vitrellaceae. The record is from the annotation of a GenBank genome assembly.